AUGAAGCCGCUCGCCAUCGUCCUGAAGGCCAUGGAUUCUUUGCCUCCGGUGCUAAAAGAGUUUCUCAGACCUGCCAGACACCCCAUGGGGCAGUGUUCGGGCCAAGCUCCAUGGGGGUCGAGGUUUCUGAGCCCCGUUGCCAAGACCCGUGCAAAAAACCCCCCAGAUCGGGAAGGAAAUAUCGGAUACCGCCGCGCAGGGAGGCCGAGGGCUCGCUUCAAGUGCCCGCGCGGGCUCGCGGCCCAUGAACCUACCUCGCGCCCGGCCCUUCUCCUCUCCCCCCUCGACUGCUUCGAGAAGCUCGAGCAGAUCGGCGAGGGCACCUACGGGCAGGUGUACAUGGCCAAGGAGACGGAGACAAACGAGAUCGUCGCCCUCAAGAAGAUCCGCAUGGACAACGAGCGCGAGGGCUUCCCCAUCACGGCGAUACGCGAGAUCAAGAUCCUCAAGAAGCUGCACCACCAGAACGUCAUCCAGCUCAAGGAGAUCGUCACCUCCCCAGGCCCGGAUCGAGACGAGCAAGGGAAGCCAAUCGACGGUAACAAGUAUAAGGGGAGCAUCUACAUGGUCUUCGAGUACAUGGACCACGACCUCACCGGGCUCGCCGACAGGCCCGGGAUGCGCUUCACCGUGCCGCAGAUCAAGUGCUACAUGAAGCAGCUGCUCACAGGCCUGCACUACUGCCACGUCAAUCAGGUGCUGCAUCGAGAUAUCAAAGGUUCGAACCUUUUGAUAGACAAUGAGGGUAACCUCAAGCUUGCUGAUUUUGGGCUUGCGAGGUCAUUCUCCAGUGACCACAAUGGCAACCUGACUAACCGUGUCAUCACAUUAUGGUAUAGACCUCCAGAAUUGCUUCUUGGAAGCACAAGGUAUGGUCCAGCUGUUGACAUGUGGUCUGUGGGCUGUAUUUUUGCCGAGCUUCUUAAUGGAAAGCCAAUCCUGCCAGGAAAGAAUGAGCCGGAGCAGCUGACCAAAAUUUUUGAGCUUUGUGGCACCCCUGACGAGUUAAUCUGGCCUGGUGUCACUAAGAUGCCAUGGUACAACAACUUCAAGCCUCCCCGAGUAUUGAAGAGAAAAGUUAAAGAUGCCUUUAAACAUUUUGACCGGCAUGCUCUGGACCUGUUGGAGAGGAUGUUAACUUUAGAUCCAUCACAGAGGAUACCAGCGAAGGAGGCACUUGAUGCAGAGUAUUUCUGGACUGAUCCUUUGCCAUGUGAUCCGAAAAGUUUGCCAUCAUAUGAAGCAUCACACGAAUUCCAGACUAAGAAAAAACGUCAGCAGCAGAGGCAAGCAGAGGAAGCUGCAAAGCGCCAAAAAAUAAAUCAUCCUCCCCCACAUUCUCGCUUGCCUCCGAUCCAGCAUCCAGGCCAAUCGCACCAGAUCAGACCUGGCCAUGCGCCACCUGUGGCAGG
Messenger RNA from Triticum urartu, 1412 nucleotides. RefSeq names its product cyclin-dependent kinase C-2. Gene Ontology annotation, biological process: protein phosphorylation; positive regulation of transcription elongation by RNA polymerase II. Gene Ontology annotation, molecular function: ATP binding; RNA polymerase II CTD heptapeptide repeat kinase activity. The record is from RefSeq and is a predicted model, not a curated record. Gene Ontology annotation, cellular component: cyclin-dependent protein kinase holoenzyme complex; nucleus. Lineage: Eukaryota; Viridiplantae; Streptophyta; Magnoliopsida; Poales; Poaceae.